AUGGAGCCAGCUGGGUCCCUGCGGCAUGGGGGCGAGCACAACUGGUGGGGUAGUGCUCCCCAGUACCAGUAUAUGCCCUUUGAACACUGCACCAGCUACGGACUGCCCUCCGAGAAUGGGGCCCUUCAGCACAGGCUCCGGAGGGAUGCAGGCGCCUGGGCCAACACCCGCCCCACACAGAUUUAUGGCCAUUACAAACAGCAAUUCUCAGACAAGGAGCAGGACCCAGGGAUGCCCAAGAAGAUGGGCUCCAGUGAGAGCGUGGACAGCAAGGAUGAGGAUCACUAUUCUAAAUGUCAAGGCUGUGUGCACCGCCUGGGACAUGUGGUGAGAAGAAAAUUAGGAGAAGACUGGAUCUUUCUGGUGCUCCUGGGACUGCUUAUGGCUCUGGUUAGCUGGAGCAUGGAUUAUGUCAGUGCCAAAAGCCUUCAGGCCUACAAGUGGACCUAUUACCAGAUGCAGCCCAGCCUGCCUUUGCAGUACCUGGUCUGGGUCACCUUCCCACUAACUCUCAUCCUCUUCAGUGCCCUCUUCUGCCACCUCAUCUCUCCCCAGGCUGUUGGCUCUGGAAUCCCUGAAAUGAAAACAAUACUCCGUGGGGUCAUCCUGAAGGAAUAUCUCACCCUCAAGGCCUUUGUGGCCAAGGUUGUGGCCCUGACUGCGGGGCUGGGCAGUGGCAUUCCUGUAGGGAAGGAGGGCCCCUUUGUCCACAUCGCCAGCAUCUGUGCCGCUGUCCUCAGCAGGUUUAUGUCGAUGUUCUGUGGGGUCUAUGAGCAGCCAUACUAUUACACUGACAUGCUGACGGUGGGCUGCGCCGUAGGAGUCGGCUGCUGCUUUGGGACGCCACUUGGAGGAGUGCUGUUCAGCAUCGAGGUCACCUCUACCUACUUUGCUGUGCGGAACUACUGGCGAGGUUUCUUUGCGGCCACGUUCAGCGCCUUCGUUUUCCGCGUGCUGGCUGUGUGGAACAAGGAUGCGGUCACCAUCACUGCUCUGUUCAGAACCAAUUUCCGAAUGGAUUUCCCCUUUGACCUGCAGGAGCUCCCAGCCUUCGCCAUCAUCGGGAUUUGCUGUGGCUUCCUGGGAGCGGUAUUUGUGUACCUGCAUCGCCAAGUCAUGCUCGGUGUCCGAAAGAACAAGGCCCUCAGCCGGUUUCUGGCGAAGCACCGCCUGCUGUAUCCUGGAAUAGUCACCUUUGUCAUCGCCUCAUUCACCUUUCCGCCAGGAAUGGGUCAAUUCAUGGCUGGAGAGUUGAUGCCUCGUGAAGCCAUCAGUACCCUGUUUGACAACAACACGUGGGUAAAGCAUGUGGGUGACCCUGAAAGCCUGGGCCGGUCGGCCGUGUGGAUCCACCCACAGGUCAACGUGGUCAUCAUCAUCUUCCUCUUCUUUAUCAUGAAGUUCUGGAUGUCCAUCGUGGCCACCACUAUGCCUAUACCCUGCGGAGGCUUCAUGCCUGUGUUUGUGCUUGGAGCUGCAUUUGGAAGGCUGGUAGGAGAGAUCAUGGCCAUGCUAUUCCCUGAUGGUAUCCUAUUUGAUGACAUCAUCUACAAGAUCCUACCCGGGGGCUAUGCAGUAAUUGGGGCAGCGGCGCUGACUGGUGCAGUAUCCCACACAGUCUCCACAGCUGUGAUCUGCUUCGAAUUAACGGGUCAGAUUGCCCACAUCUUACCCAUGAUGGUGGCUGUCAUCUUGGCCAACAUGGUGGCUCAGAGCCUGCAGCCCUCUCUCUAUGACAGCAUCAUCCAGGUCAAGAAGCUACCCUACUUGCCUGACCUUGGUUGGAACCAGCUCAGCAAAUUUACCAUCUUUGUUGAGGACAUCAUGGUACGUGAUGUGAAGUUUGUUUCAGCCACUUGCACAUACGGGGAAUUGCGAACCCUGCUCCAGACCACCACGGUCAAGACUUUACCACUGGUUGAUUCAAAAGAUUCAAUGAUCCUGCUGGGCUCCGUGGAGCGGUCAGAGCUGCAGGCCCUCCUUCAGCGCCACCUGUGCCCUGAGCGGAGGUUGCGGGCAGCCCAGGACAUGGCCAGGAAGCUGUCUGAGCUGCCCUUCGACGGAAAGCCUCGGCCAGCGGGCAAGGGACACCAAGGCAUCUCACCCGAGGGCCGGAGGGAGUCCUUUGCCUUUGUGGAUGAGGAUGAAGACGAGGACCUCUCUGGGAAGCCCGAGCUGCUCCCUCUCCCUCCUCCUCACCCCUUUCCUACUGCCCCACUCUCCCCCGAAGAGUCCAAUGGGCCCCUGCACAGCCACAAACAGCAGCUAGAAGCACCGCAGCCUGCAGGUCAAAGACCCUCUGUCUUUUGGUCCCUGCUGCGCUGCUUGCUGGGCAGACCUCGCCCCACAAAGAAAACAACCCAGGAGCCAAUGGAUUUCGUGGACAACAUGCCACCUGAAGAGAUUGAGGCCUGGGAGCGGGAACAGCUGAGCCAGCCUGUCUGUUUUGACUACUGCUGCAUUGACCAAUCUCCCUUCCAGCUGGUGGAGCAGACGUCCCUGCACAAGACCCACACGCUGUUCUCGCUCCUUGGCCUCCACCUUGCUUAUGUGACCAGCAUGGGGAAGCUCAGGGGCGUGCUGGCAUUGGAAGAGCUGCAGAAGGCCAUUGAGGGGCACACCAAGUCUGGGGUGCAGCUCCGCCCUCCCCUCGCCAGCUUCCGGAACACGACUUCCACCCAGAAGAAUCCCGGGGGCCCGCCCCCUCCCACAGAGGCCUGGAGCCUUCCUGAGGAGAGAGCUGGGGCUGCUGGGGCAGGUGACGGGGCUCCCGCCCCCCCAGAGACCCCCGUGCCCUCCGCCUCAGCAGAGCCCCGUCUCUCGGCCGCCCUGGACAAGACGGAGGGCGAGCUGGAGGAGCUGGGGCUGAUAGAGAGUCCAGGACUGGAGGAGGGGCUGGCUGACAUCCUGCAGGGCCCCAGCCUGCGAUCCACUGAUGAGGAGGAUGAGGACGAGCUGACCCUUUGA
This is a messenger RNA of Neomonachus schauinslandi (Hawaiian monk seal), 2967 nucleotides long. It is a transcript of the gene CLCN1, whose product is annotated as chloride voltage-gated channel 1. Gene Ontology annotation, biological process: transmembrane transport; chloride transport. Gene Ontology annotation, molecular function: voltage-gated chloride channel activity. The record is from RefSeq and is a predicted model, not a curated record. The transcript has 23 exons. Gene Ontology annotation, cellular component: membrane. Bases 1 to 2967 code for a protein of 988 amino acids. Lineage: Eukaryota; Metazoa; Chordata; Mammalia; Carnivora; Phocidae.